Molecule: messenger RNA, 546 nt
Organism: Diversispora eburnea
Lineage: Eukaryota; Fungi; Glomeromycota; Glomeromycetes; Diversisporales; Diversisporaceae
Source: the annotation of a GenBank genome assembly
AUGCCAAAUGAAUCCAAUAAUUAUUCAACAAGAACAUUUAAUGAAGAUUAUCCAAAUUCAUCUCGCAUUGUAGCUACAUAUGUAUCAGGUAGUAUAACAUUUGUGUCAUGGUAUAAUAUAAUAUCAUUGGGGCAUUAUUCUACUAAGGUUGUUAUGACACAAACAAAUUCAAUUGAAGGAAGACAAUGUUGGAUACCCAAUAAUUACAUUGUCAAAACUGAAAUGGGAAAGAGAAAGCUUCAUUGUGAAAUAAAGUAUACUUCAAAUCAAAGAGUCAAAUAUUUUAUUUUUUGGAAAGAAAAUAGUGCCAAGUGGAUUGUUUAUAGUGAAAAAUCACUACUGAAUGUUGGUCAAAAAGCAACAAAACUUUCAGGUCCUCAAAUUUUUGGAUUAGAUAUUGGAAAAUUACAUCAAUUUCGACUAGAAAUUUCCAAUAAAUCUAUAACUUCUAGAAAAAGACCUCUUUCUCUUAUUCAAUCUAAAUCUGGACAAAGUAAACAUUUUACUGCUUUUGGGAAAGGGUCAGAACAAAAUCUACAUCCUUAA